Hermetia illucens (black soldier fly) is the source of this 9845-nucleotide messenger RNA. RefSeq lists its product as uncharacterized. Gene Ontology annotation, biological process: base-excision repair, AP site formation. Gene Ontology annotation, cellular component: nucleus. The record is from RefSeq and is a predicted model, not a curated record. Lineage: Eukaryota; Metazoa; Arthropoda; Insecta; Diptera; Stratiomyidae. The transcript is spliced from 7 exons. Bases 1967 to 7396 code for a protein of 1809 amino acids. Gene Ontology annotation, molecular function: DNA binding; mismatch base pair DNA N-glycosylase activity.
CAGUUCCUGACAUUUACCGCAAUGGAAACGUAUUAGUCUGGCUUUACCCCAAAGCGUCCCAGUCUGUAUAUAUAAAAAACCUACAUCGACCAUAGUCCCAAAAAGCCCAUACUAAAUUUCAAAGUCUUGGGGCAUUGUUUACGAGUGGAAAUAUUUCUGCGCCACACUGGAACUCGCGCGGGGGAGGGAUUUGCACGCACGCACCCAUCUGCAUGCCGUGAUCUCGUUGUCGUCGCGUCCGGGUCGGGUGGUUUUUUUUAGUGCGUCGUGGUUUAUACAGACGAUUCGUGGCAUCCUUUAUGUGCCUGGGAAUUUCCUUGCCGUUCGUACGCACCAAGCCAAUACACGGGACAUGUCGACUGAGCCAAAACAAAUAUUAUUUUCGCCUGCCAAAUUCGUCUGAAUCGUAAUAUCGCGUCCAUUGUUUUCCCGACAAAAAGACGGUGUUACUCUCGAAGCCUCGGUGGUGGCCGCAUAUCUUUGCGGGUGGCUGCCAGCUCUCUCAUCGUAUGCCGGAGGAUGGACGAAAAAGUUUCUCGUUGCUAGCAGGCAUCCGCGACAGUGCAAGUGAGUGAGUGUUUCUGAAACGAAAACCGAGAUGACCGGAGAGAAUGCGAAAUCUCGGUUUCUGACUUAUCACGUAACUGCCUAAAGUAGCGUUCAAUAUUUACUCAGCGCCGCGGUCCUAGCUGGAUGCCGACUAGUUUUCUGUAUCUUAACAAAUAGUGAAAAGUGCAUGUGUCGUGCGUGCCGAUCCUGAAUCUGACUUGAAAGGGAAAAAUAGUUAUUCGCCCAGCUCAAAGGUGUGCGAGUCCCGAGUGAGAUUGCCUGAAAAAAGUAUUGACCGAAGAACUGGAAAAGAAGCUGAAUUUCGAUAAGUUCCGAGCCGCCUGGAUGUGUAUGUGUGUGCGUGACUUUUCAAUCAGACAUCAACAACAACAACAACACUUCGAGCCCAGCUCAGGCUGCAGGACCAUCGUGGUCAGCUGCUGCUGACCAGCGCCUCGAUGCUCGUGCGUUGCAAGGCGCCUCAUCGCAUCUCUGGAAAUCAAUGUUGUGACGCGGUUGGAAGAAAGCUUAAGCUUGAGUGGGAAGUGUCGUCGUCGUCGUUGCCGUCGCCGUCUCACCAGUGCCAGCAGGCAGCCAGCUUGCCAGCGAUAUUAAGGUUCCCCCGUGUGUCCGUGACCGCAUCGUCGCUGCGGACCGCCAGCCCUGUUGCCAGUGCGUGCGUGCCGUACGGAGGACGGGCGGUGUUAUUUGCAUGUGGUGAAUGACAUGCGGUUCCAUAGAAAAAGUCGCAAAACAUAAACAAACAAUAGAAUUUUGACAAUUCCCGCAUCCGAGCGUGGUGUGUCAAAAGUGACGUGCCAUCGCGCGUGUUGCAACUGUUCCUUGGGAUUUCGGAAUACGCGGGCCGGCAACAGUGGCCGAACAGGGCACACUAACACACCAAGCCAUCGUCCGGAUGAUAACAGCGUGUCGUGGAGAUUGCGAGGCGGCAGUGCAGCUGAACACGCGCAAAACAUUUGCAAGAUUGGGAGAUAUCUCGGCGUCGAUUUGGUCGGAAUUAGUGCGGCCGGGAUUUCCUGAAUUACGUAGUGUCGUUGGUCAUUGGACGCGAGUGAGUUCACCGCGAGAUUUACAAUACUUUGCUCGCCUGCAGGCCGGGAAAUUGACGCGAUUCGUGCUCGAGACCGUCGACGGAUUGCAGUGCUAGUGUACGCGAUAGCCAGGCGAGCGGAGGAUCGUGACGUGUUUACAAACUUCAGUUCGCGGGCACGAAGGAAUUCCAUUUGGUUGAAAGCGAAUCCGGGGGCCUACUUCUGCGUAGCCAAGCAGCAUCCGACACCCUCGGUCAGCCGUCAAAAUGGGCAAUACAAUGUUGUGCGUUAUUAAUGGCAGCGGCAGAAAACUCUUCCCAGUGAGUGCUAGGACUGUCAUUCAUUAAUCGCUCGUCCUGAAAAGUAUGCACGUUCCCAGUUCGUAUUGUGAAACUCGUCAACCUUCCGCUGUUUUAUUGGCUAGCAUGGACUCGUCAGGUGCAAGUCCAGCGCUGUCUCCUGAAGCCCCCACGGUGAAUAUCGCCCCACAGUCAGCAUCACCCCUACCGUCACUUGCCUUACGACAGUCGCUAUCGCCGUCAGCAGGGCCGUCUCCUCAUCAAACAUCCAAUCCCGAAGUGGAAUCCCCCAUGGAAAUGGAAAUCCCCAACGCAUCCAAAGCACCACCAUUCGACGGCUCAAGUACAAGUGACCGGAUCACAAUGGAGAGUAGUGAUAACCGCAGUAACUCGCGGUCGGCAUCACAAUCACCAACUUCUUCCCCAAGCCCCCCAGCCUCAUUGCGAUUUAGCUCCGUAGAGGCCCCAGUAAACACACCAAAUCCUAGUCAAGAGAUGUGCCAACCAAUUGACAUGUCUCAACCGCUCCCUUUGGCAACAAGUCCAAGCUCCAGUCCAAACAAUGAAGCUGCCAGUCACCAACAGCAGCAGCAGAACGAGCCCAAUCGUACUUCCAUCGGAAUACAGGGCAUACACAGUCCCAUGUUUGAAACGAACCCACAAUUCUCGGAACGAAUUCCUACACAAAAUUCAGGUUGUUGCCCAGGCUCACAGGAUAUUGAGUCGAUGGCCGAAGAUUUGAAGACUGAGAUUCAUUCGAAGCUACCUUCGUACGAGUCGAUGCCACAAAGCAAUAAAACAUCGAAUAAUGCCGACGGGAAUAGUAGCCAAACGAGUGGUAGCAAAUAUCCUUCCGAGGAUGAAAGAACUUACCUGAGACAGGAUUCACACGAGGCGAUGAAUGUCGACGACGAUGAGAAAUCCGGCGGCAAUGUUACGAGAGAGGUUGGCCUAAUUUCAGCACAACAACGCUUUAGUCCAUUUACAGUAAAUACUUGUGAUAAACCUGACAACAGCUGUAGCAAUACGAAUUCCGUUUCAACGGAAAAUGCUACUGAAAACCCUGGGCCGUCCGCUGAUAAUAACGAUAUCGAAGUUCAGAAUAGGGUUCACGAUUCAAACGGACCAGAUUCACAUCAAAUUUCUAUUGACGAUCAGCAGGAGCAAGCGAUCCUUCCGCAACAACUUCAAAAACAACCAAUCCACGGUGGUAACUAUCACUCAGUGGCAUUGGAAUCGAAUGGAAAUACUCAGCCGUCAAUGGAAGACGAACGAAAUACUCAAAUGCUGUGUAGUCCUCACAAUCUUCCAAUACCGACAAAUCUCAGUGAUAUAAACCAGUUACAUUGUGUUCAAAUGGACAUGAUGGCCGUCCACCAGCGUCAGCAUAAUCCUCAACAACCACAACGUCAACAACAGCAGGCACACCAACAGCACUACAACGAACAAUUAGGUCAAUUUCAUAUGCACGCCGAACAAGAACGCAAUCAUCAUCAUUCGUUUCAUUAUCAACAACUUGAACCGCGCCAAUUCCACAUUCAACAGCCAACGACUAUAGGGCAACAUAAACAUCAUGAUGUUGAUGGCCACCUCCAUCAUCAUCAUCAGCAACAAAGACAGCAGUUUCAUCAGCACUUUCCGAUGCACUCGUAUCAUCAUCAUCAACAAUAUCACCUGUCACCGAUGCAACAUGGCAUGCAGGACGAACACCACCAAUCGGAAGAGCAUCAUCAAGCUCAUCGUCAGCAGCAGCUCGAUCGCCAGUCGCAUCAUUUAACUUGCAUAGAUGAGCUCAUGAUGGACGACGACCAUGAUAUGGAGCAUGCCAACCGAUAUAAAAUGCUAUCACCCAUAGUUAAAAGUGAGAAUCAAGACGACGGCUACGAAACAAGUGCCGGCGAUGUCUUAACGCCCAAUUCGCAUACAUCCUCCUCAUCGACGUCAUCCUCAUCACAACAACCAUUAACUCCACGAUCAAUGCAGCAUCCCGCUCAACCGUCUCUGGCGUCAUCCUCAAAUACCUCGUUGCACAGUCACCAUUCAAAUUCAGGACUAGUACCAAAACUCGAAGCACCAACACCGCAACCAUCCAAUUCGUCCGUUGAAGAUCCUUACAACUAUAUGGAAGAUGAACUGAACAACAACGUCCAUAUGAUGUCACCAGUGUUAGCAGCAAGCCCGAUAUCCAUGCGCCAUCAAGGAUAUACGCAUCAUUCAAUUGGGCCACCUGGUAGUGAGCCAAACGGUUGUGGGAAUGAUGGCGGCAAUAUCACAUCUUUAGGAAUUAUGAGUGGCAAUACGUUAGUUUCUGUUGGGAAUGGUGCUGGUCCGCCAGGUCCUGAUGAUAGUGGCCAAAUGAUUAAUAGUUCACCGUCUAAUGCAAUGACGGCUAUGAAUACAACUGUGAUUCCGGAAUUAACACCAGCUAAGAAGCGUGGACGUAAGAAGAAGAUUCGAGAUGAAAAUGGGACAAUUGUCAACGGCAUUCUAAAACCGGUUACAGUGCAUAAGGAGCGCAAAAAACAUGAUCGUUUCAAUGGAAUGCCAGAAGAGGAGGUUUCCAAGCGUACUCUGCCCGAUCAUCUGACUGAUAACUUGGAUAUCAUAAUCAUUGGUAUUAAUCCGGGUUUAUUUGCCGCAUAUAAGGGUCAUCAUUACGCUGGACCGGGUAAUCAUUUUUGGAAAUGUUUAUACCUUUCCGGUUUAAUACAUGAACAAAUGACUGCCGAAGAGGAUUAUAAGCUUUUAGAUUUCGGUAUUGGUUUUACCAAUAUGGUUGAGCGGGCAACAAAAGGAUCAGCCGACUUGACAAGAAAAGAAAUUAAAGAGGGCUGUCGUAUUUUAUUGGAUAAACUACGUAAAUUUCGACCUAAAAUAGCUGUGUUCAAUGGAAAAUUGAUAUUUGAAGUAUUCUCGGGAAAGAAAGAUUUUCAUUUUGGUCGACAAGAUGAUUUUGUCGAUGGCACUAAUACGUAUAUGUGGGUGAUGCCGUCAUCAUCGGCUCGAUGUGCUCAAUUACCACGUGCUGCUGACAAAGUACCAUUUUAUGCGGCACUAAAAAAAUUUCGUGACUACUUAAAUGGAUUAAUACCGCAUAUCGAAGAUACCGAGUGCGUUUUUAACGAUCCAAAAUAUAAAGCGUGCUGUGAAACCGAACCAAAAACAGAGAGCUUAAUUUAUAGGGACAUUACAGACUUAAGUAAUUGUAAUUUAACUAAUAAUGUUAGUAGCAACAAUAGUAAUACCUUGAUGAUAAGUAAGAACGGUCAUACUGGUUUAGAUUCAGACAAAAAUACAUUAGAUAGUGGUAUAAUGGGGGCUGAUAUUUUGGCACCGCCUGGCAAAAAGAAACGUGGUCGUCCAAAGAAAAUUAAAGGUCUCGAUUGUCCCGGUAAUGGAACAAAUCCCGCUACUGUAAAUAAUGGUAUGGCGGGUGAUAAUUCGAAUGUUUUAAUGAAAUUACCGCCGUCAUCGUUGCAUUUAGGGCAACCCAAUGGUAAUGGCAACGGCACUGGGAUUACGGAUACCAAUUUAAUGAAUUCUGCUAUGAUGCCUAAGAAGAAACGUGGUCGACCUAAGAAAAUCAAAACCAACAUUGCGCCGAUAUCAAAUAGUGGCAAUACAUGUAGUGAGUUAAUGAUGAAUAAUAACAAUAGCGUUGGUGGACAGCUUCUAAGCCAUAAUAAUAAUAUUAUGAAUAAUAAUAGCUUGGAAAAUAUGAAUGGCAUGGAAAUGAAUCAUAAUAGUCCGGCAAACGGUAUUGCUUCCCAAGUGGGGGGUGUUAAUCAGAUGAAUUCCAACAAUCUUUGUGGAAAUACUCCGAAUCAGGGGCGCCUUUUCUCGCCAAUGAUGCAUUCACCAAGCACGGUCAGCAGUUCCUAUUGUCCUUUUGGCAUGAAUAUUACUGCUCCGCCGUCAACGCCACCAAUGAACUUCAACCCCAAUUCAAAUAUAAACAGUUACCAUCACCAACACUCACAUCAUCAUCAAGUACAGCAUCACAAUACGUAUCAGCCAUCGUAUGGACCGCAUUCGGAUCUUUCAUCUGAAAUAUCUGCCGCUAUAUCUGCAGAACAUCUUGGCGAUUCACCGACAUCGGCCUCGCCGAAUGUUGCGCCGUCUGGUUAUGAUUCGGCAACAGCAAUGCAAUCGAAUGAACCAAACCCCAAUGAUAUACGAUACUCAAGUCCAUCGAACAUGAAUGAUCAUCAUCAACAGAAGCAUUUACAAUUGCUUGGUAAUAACUACCCCGCCUAUAAUCCCAGUCCGGAAAAUAGCUAUUUAUCAUCAUCUGCUAAUGCGAAUAGUAAUUCGAAUGAAGUGAAUCAUAAUGAUCGCUAUAUGUCUAAUCAGCAAGCCCAGAAUCCGGGUAGUAAUCAACAACAACAACAGCAGAAAAUGCCUGAUGUCUCGUCGAAGAGUUUAUCUGGAUUGGAGUCGUUGGUACAUCAGAUACCUACAAUGUCAGAUUUGUCGAACUCUUCAGGGCAGCAGCAGCAGCUGUCUAAUACUUCGUCCCCUUCAGUAGGGCACAUGCAACAAUCUGGUGCUUCAUCUAGCGACCAUUCGAGCGUGAAUAGUGAUCAAUACAAUACAAGUUGUUUGUAUAAUGAAUAUGGCGGUCCAGUCCAACAUCAGUCAUCCUCAUCGAUCUCUCCUGCUCCUACGAUAGUCUCGGCGGCAUCUUCUGCCGCAACAUCAAUUCUUCUUUCACCCCACCAUCAUUAUACCGGCUCCAUGGGUUCAUAUUCGCCUAGCACGCUCAAUACAUCGAAUCCGCCUAUAUCUGCAUCCAUAUCAUCACCAUCGUCUGCAUCACCGUCGCCUUUAUCUACGUCGGUUUCGAAUAACAACGGCAACAGCAAUGCCGGCUCCAAUCCUUUCAAUUAUAGCAGUCUUGUGUCAAGUAAUUUCUCAGUGAGUAGUCUUACUUCUAAUAAUAUCUCUAAUACAUACCGGUCCAACUUGAUGAACACAUCCUCACCAUCGUCUUUGUCACAUCAUCAGUUGAAUAGUAGUACGGCAGGAAGUAGUAGCGGGUCGGCAAGCAACAGCCCAAUGUAUAUCGAUCAGCCGCAGAUGCUUCUGCCUGUCAGUCCGCUUUAUCCCCAUCCUCAUCAUCAUAAUCCUUAUGCUCAGCAUUCGGUUUAUACAGGAUAUGGUGCAGGACCACCUCCAUUAUCUACAGGUACAUCGACGUCAGCAACAUCUUCACCAUCACCGGUACAAUCACCGGCUCCCCAAUCGCAUCAUCCUUCUGUACCAACGCAUCCGACCAUACAUAUGCCAAGUCCUAAUUAUCCCUAUGGGUAUAGCAACGUUGGCGGUUAUGCGCAACCUCAUCAUCCCCAUCAUCCUGCCGUUCAUCAUCAUCAUCAUCCAAGUGUACAUCAUCCUGCUGCUGUUCAUCAUCCCGCUGCAGCAGCUGGUUAUCUUUCUACGCAUUCAUCCAUGUUUGAUCGUUUGAAAUCGGAUUUUGGUUAUGGCGGCUUCUGAUUAUCAAUAACCUCGCAAUUGCUACGAAGAUAAAUUAAUUUCCUACAGUAAAAGUACAGAUGAUGUUGUAGGCCGUGAUUUAUUAUGGGUUGGAGUUGAUUCAGAGAGGACCAAUGGGGGUGUACAGCAACAGAUAUAAAUGGUUAUCCUUUACGGGUUUAUGUAAAACAAAAAAAUGGCUCUUUUGAAGUCUUCCUUUUUUUUUUCUAAUGUGAAAUUGGGGGUUUCCCCGGAGAGGCGGGAUAUGUUGCGAUGAACUGCGGUUGCGACAUAGUCUUGAAAGGGUCGGUUUCGCAUGGACCGCUUAUAUAUGUAGGGAGGAGGACUAUUUUGACUAUUGGGUUGUGAGAAGGAUGUUUUUUUUGUUUUGUUCUUGUCGGAUGCUGUUGUAAAAGCAUCGAAAAAAGUGCCGACUUGAUUCGAUUGUAUCGCUGACGUCGAAGAUGAUGUACGCAGUCCGGAUCAAAGUAGCAUUUAUAGUUAAUUCAUUUAAUAUGGACGGAUAUAUCAGCUGAUAGUCGAAUUCCUUGUGAAUUCAUAUCCAUUGGCCUACAUUCACAUCGCUAAGGAUGAACGAGAACGUCCGAGAAAAAAAUAUAUCUAGGUAGAGUACUAUUACAGGCGUAUGUUAAAUUCAUAAGUGUAAAAAAUGCUCAUUGGAUUCUUUUAGCUAAAAACAAUAAGAAUAUUAAAACACUUAUACUAAAGAAUUUCAUCAAUGGCUUCGUAAUUUACCUAUAAUGUGACUAUUUUGUGAUUUUUAAGAAUCUCAACAUAUCUACGUGCAAUCGAAGCUUGAUGGAGGUAGAAAGGAUAAAUAAUUAUGCUUUUAAGGCAGUCUCGUUGUGUUUGUUAUAAUACUACUACUAUUACUUGAAUAGGUUGUUUUAUCUUUUUUAUUUUCUUGAAUUUACCUAAGCCCAAAAGGGGUCUUCAGUAAGCUGUCACAAAAGCAGGGAUCAAUACAGCUGUGCAUAUAAAGUAUUUUUAUAAUUUUUUUCGCGAGAACGCAUUGAAUUGAGUUCUCCCAAGUGUGUUAUAUGACAUUUUUUUUAGUGUCAACGCUCAAUUCGCCUCUAGUUCCUCUGUUAUAAUAAAACAAAAUGCAAUGCAAUGGAAAAUCAAAAUAGGUCAAAGGGUUUAUCAUACCUUAGAAGACUCCGAAUGGAAUUAUUUCGCAACUAAAACUACUGUACAUUGAUAUAUACUUCUUCCGUGAGAGGUUGUUUUCAUAUUAAAAAAAGAAUUUUUUUUGUUGAUGCUUGUGUUUUAGGAAUUUAAGAUGAAACUAUUUCCUAAAUGUAAAAGAAUUGAAUCUUGAAACUAUUAAAAAAAAAUGUAAAAUCUCGCAUCGGUUUGAAUUGAGUGCAAGAAUAUUUAUAAGAGAUAAAUUCAUGUUGGAAUAAUUUUACUCAGAAAAUAGUCAUAGGGCAACAUGAUAUCACACUUUACAAUGUAAAAACAAGUAAAUACAGUAAAAUAUUACUAGGGAUGAAGUCUCUGAACAUGAAUCUUCGUAAUUAAUGAAUUUAUAUUUCGAGAAAAGAUAAAAAAAACGAUGUAUCCUUUUUUUUAAAACUAAGACUAAUAAUAAAUAUAUAAACUUUAUUAUAAAUGUGACUAUAAGAAAUUUAAAAGAAAAAAAUAAAGUCAUCCAUGAAUCUAAUAUUAGCCACGCCACACUACAAGGGAGAAACGUUAUAGACAAGGAAAGGAUCUAGACAUAAUUAGGCUAAAAACAAUGCUAUAAUCUUCAUGAAAGUAAUUUUAUUGCGAGUCGAGAAAAGAAAUACCAGAGAAAGAAGUAUAUAAAGGAAUUUUGCAGAAAUCUUCCUCGAAGCAACCAGAAAGUUAAACAUAAAAAAUAAAACAAAAAAAAUAUAUAACUGUAUGUACACUGACAUUUACCGUUUUAAUAAGAGCCAUUCAACUUCACUACCAUAUAUCAUCUUGGCUUGGUUUGUAUCGAGCACAUAUCGUUCUUUUUUCAAAGCUAUCGAGUUCUUAUUCUCUACUUGGCAGUUAAAUAUCUUUGUACAUUUUUAGUUUUUCAUUGUUACAUCUCCUUUAAUUUCUUCUCUAAAAUUUUUAGUAUCUCAUUUUGGGAUUUGAUGUGCAAUACUUUGAUCAUGGGGUAAAUUAUAAACGUGUCUAUAAAACUAAGUGAAGAACAGAAACAGAGAGAGAGAGAGAAAGAAUAUAUAAAAUAAUAUACGGAUAAAAAGAGAAAAUUCACUAAAAAAGUAUCGACAGCAUAAAAAAAAGUGAAGUAGAUUUUAAUUAAUUUAUAGACGAAGGAACAAAAUCCAGUAAAUAUUUCUCAAUAUUAUGGAUUUUAACUUAAAAACGAUCUAAAACAAAAGAAAAUUAUACAUUGAUUGUGGAAAAAUUUUAUUGAUAAAGAGCUUAAAAAUGAGUGAAAAAUACACAACAAAUAACUAGACAAUAA